AUGCAUUCACCACGAUCAUUACUAACCAGCACUCUCCUUCUGGCCUCACUUACCCUGCCUGCAUCAGCCCACGGAACAGUCCAAGGUAUCGUGGCAAACGGCCAAUGGUACCGCGGCUAUUCCCCGCAAUUCCAAUGGAUGAACCCUAUCCCUGUAGUCGCAGGCUGGAGCGUCCCCAAAGACACCGACAACGGCUUCGUCAACGACUACACCAGCACCGACAUCGUCUGCCACCGCGAAGCGACCCCUGGAGGAGCCUACGUCAAAGUCGCCGCUGGCUCGACUGUCCAGCUGCUGUGGACUGCGUGGCCACACAACGUCGGCCCAGUGCUGACCUACCUCAGCCCCUGCCCCAACAACGACUGCGCGACGCUCGACAAGUCUACCGCGCUAUGGACAAAGAUCGACCAGAUGGGCAUGACUUCCACACAACCUUUCCCUGGCAUCUGGGGCUCAUCACAGCUGAUGCAGAACAACAACUCGUGGACCGUCACCAUCCCAGCAUCGGUCGCGCCGGGAAAGUAUGUGCUGCGUCACGAGAUCAUCGCAUUGCAUCAGUCGCAGGAUAUCGGGGGUGCGCAGAACUAUCCGCAGUGCGUCAAUUUGGACGUCUCGGGCUCAGGAACGAAUGAUCUGUCGGUCGGGGGAACUUUGGGGACGAAGCUGUACACGGCGAACGAUCCGGGGAUUCAUGUUAAUGUGUAUAAUGGGCUGCAGAGUUAUGUUAUUCCGGGGCCGCCUGUUAUGGGUGGUGGUGGCGGAGGUGCUGGUGGACAGUCUUCUGUCCCGUCUGUUCCGACAAGUACGACUUCGCUGGGAGGCAGGCCGCCGACUACGCUUGCGACGGUUGCUGCGCAGCAGACAUUGGGACCGAGCCGGACAUCUUCUUCAAGUGCUCUGGGGAUCAAGUCGAGCUGUGUGGCUGCUCCCUCGAAGGCAGUGUUGUUCUCUGGGUCGAUGGAUGGCGCUGCGGGCGUGCCGGUGAAGUUCAAGUGCUAUGCGGAUGAGUUGUAG
Messenger RNA from Cyphellophora attinorum, 1014 nucleotides. RefSeq names its product Polysaccharide monooxygenase Cel61a. The transcript has a single exon. Bases 1 to 1014 code for a protein of 337 amino acids. Lineage: Eukaryota; Fungi; Ascomycota; Eurotiomycetes; Chaetothyriales; Cyphellophoraceae. The record is from RefSeq and is a predicted model, not a curated record.